Molecule: messenger RNA, 1280 nt
Organism: Astyanax mexicanus (Mexican tetra)
Lineage: Eukaryota; Metazoa; Chordata; Actinopteri; Characiformes; Acestrorhamphidae
Product: microfibril-associated glycoprotein 4
Exons: 4
Coding region: 33-812 (259 amino acids)
Biological process (GO): elastic fiber assembly
Source: RefSeq, a predicted model, not a curated record
CAACAUUUAGGCUAGACUCAGAUUAGCUGAAUAUGUUGUGUACUCCCUUAUUUUUGGUAAGCAUGUCUUAUCUUAUUUUAUACCAUUUGCUCACGAAGAUUCUGCUGGGGAUCAUAUGGUGUGUGGUGGUCCAGUCUAAGAGCCUAAUGUUCCAGCCUCUGGACUGUGCAGAUAUUUAUAAUGAUAGAUCCUGGGGAAGUGGUGUGUACCUGAUCUAUCCAGCUGGACCCACGUCUGGUAGAUAUGUGUACUGUGACAUGCAGACUGAUGGAGGGAAAUGGACGGUGUUCCAGAGAAGAACGGAUGGUACACUGAACUUCUACAGAGGAUGGGAGCAGUAUAAGAAUGGGUUUGGUCAUGCAGCUGGAGAAUACUGGCUGGGACUUGAGACAAUCCAUCUUCUCAUCCUGAAGAAGAACUACGAGCUGAGGGUGGAUAUGGAGGAUUUUGAUGGGAAAAAACUUUACGCAAAAUACAAGUCCUUCGGCAUUUCUCCAAUGGCUGUUAAUGCAGAACUGGACGGAUACAGACUCCAUGUGGAUGGGUUUGAGGAUGGAGGAGCAGGAGAUUCCUUAUCCUACCACAACGGAUCAAAGUUCUCAACCUAUGACAAAGACCAGGACAUGUAUGAAGGGAACUGCGCUGUUUCCUAUGUGGGAGCACACUGGUACAACUCCUGCUACUGGUCCAACCCUAAUGGACUCUACACAUGGGGAGCAGAUUCCCAAUUCGGAUUGAACUGGAGGUCUUGGAAAGCCUUCGUCUCAGUCAAGAGCUUCAGCAUGAUGAUCAGACCGGUCAAUCUGAUCUGAUCUUUAAGACUUUAAGGACAUUAACUGAAAUAAUAGAGUCUGUUCUGUUGAACAUCAGCCUGGAGUAAUCUCUUGUUCAUGUGGUUCUAUAAGCUAUGAUGUUUCUUGAUGUAGUGGUGGCGUCUGACGAAUUGGAGAUCACAGGAGACCAGUGUUCAACACUGAAACUCCUCCUAAUCCCUAAAAUAACAAUAUUAUGGUUUCAGAGGGAGAAAUAUGCUUAUUCUUUCUAAUCUUUCUUUGAGAUACACUGCUUUAUAAUAUUUUUUUUAUUAGUAAUACAUUUAUAAUAAACUAAAGACAUACCAAAAAAUGAUUACAAUCAUCUGCUGACAUCACAUAAUUGUUUAUUUAUUUUGUAUUUUUUAAUUCCUUUUUACUAGCCUUAAAUUGUCCUGUCACCACUUUUUUGGAAUGUGCUGCUGGUCCUAAAGACAAAAUUAAAAAUAAUGUCUUUCUUUGAUUUUA